CACUUCUCGUUCUCAAUCUCUCAAAUUUUGCAUUCAAUUUUGCUCAUUUCAAUAUUCAUUUCAUUGCUUUUUGUGACCAAUCGUUUUCUAUAUGUUCAUGUUCCGUUUGGCUGGUGAGAAAAUCUGGCCAACCAUUUUCAACCUCAACAUUUUUACUUAUGGCAAGUCACAGCUUGAAGCCUUACACCGUUUCCAUUUGGGGAUAUUUUACGUUUUUCAUAACUCGAAGGACACAGAGGUUCAUGGAUGCAAGGCAGCUCCACGUUCAUGACACUUUUUCCAACAAUGGAAGGACUCAGUCCCCGUUGCAUUCUGUGUUUCCCACAAAACCAGAAGUUACCUCCAUAGAGGAUCUUUUUGAAUUUAUAUGCUUAGGUCCCCUUCUAAACAAACUGGGUCUGACCUCGGAGAUGGUGGCCGAGUCUAUUGACCAGUGGUUAGCUUAGGGAUUACAUCAACUCAAUGAACUCUAUCUGACAAUACCUCAGAAAGCUAGAUUUUAUCACUACUACAUACCAGUCUUCGUAUGGUGUGAACAACAGAUUUCUCAUCACAGGUCCAUGUUUAAAGAGGGAGAAGAUGUUACUCCUUUAGUGAUUGGUUUUAGUGCUCCACAAGGAUGUGGAAAGACUACGCUCGUCUUUGCUCUAGAUUACCUUUUCCAAAUCACUGGCAGGAAGUCUGCUACAAUCUCCGUUGAUGAUUUCUACUUGAUCGCAGAGGAUCAGGCUAAAUUGAGAGAAAGUAAUCCAGGAAAUGCUCUUGUAGAGUUUCGUGGAAAUGCUGGAAGCCAUGAUCUUUCAUUAUCUGCUGAAACAUUGACUGCUCUAAGCAAACUGACUAAAGAAGGUAUGAAGAUGAAGCUACCCCGACAUGAUAAAUCUGCAUAUAAUGGUAGGGGUAACAGAGCUGAUCCUUCAACAUGGCCAGAAGUUGAAGGGCCUCUAUUGGCUAUUCUGUUUGAGGGUUGGAUGCUUGGUUUUAAGCCCCUUCCGGUUGAAGUUGUCAAAGCUGUCGAUCCACAGCUGGAGACAGUGAACAAAAAUUUAGAAGGUUAUUAUGAUGCGUGGGACAAGUUCAUAAAAGCAUGGAUAGUUAUCAAGAUCAAAGACCCAGAUUGUGUCCACCAGUGGCGAUUGCAGGCAGAAGUCGCAAUGAGAGCAGGUGGAAAGCCCAGGAUGUCUGAUGAGGAGCUUAUGGACUUUGUUUCGCGAUAUCUCCCAGCAUACAAGGCUUAUCUCCCGACACUGUACUCCAAAGGCCCCACCGGUGCUGAUCUAGACAAUCUCCUUCUCAUUGAAAUCAAUGAAGGAAGGAAUCCCAUCCUCGGUAACUAGGUAUAACCAUCCCGAUAAUUAUUUACGUGAAGUCCUUUUGAUUUUUGAAAAUUGUGUCACUGCCAUAGGAUUGCAUUCGGAUAGAGCAUAACCAUCUGUAGUGUAAAGUAGUCAUAUUUGCGUCUGAUUCAGUUUCAAUGUAAACGAAAUGAGGCUACGCUUUUUAAAUGAAAGAAAGAAAAAAAAUCUGUUUCUGGUGGUGGUUGAAAGCAUGUUAAAGUUGAUAAUGGUGAAUUAGGAGAAGAAACCAAUACUCUUUACAGACUAUUAAGGCUCCGUUUGGAUAAAUAGAUUUGAAAUUACGGGAAUUGAGGUUUAAACUUUGUAAAAUUCUAGGAAGGUUAAUCAAUGGAUGUAGAUAGCUAAUUCUGAAGUAAAAGAUGACAUACAGAUAGGAGAGAUAAAUUUUGUUAGUAUAUUCUUACAAGUAUAAAUAGAAUCAUUGAGUGAAGGAUUUCAAAUAAAUAUGUUCAUCAAGGAUUUCGAAUAAAAUGCUCAAAUCUAUUCUUGAAAUCUAAAUCUAAAAUACUAAAUUGAAUUAAAUGUUACAUCCUUGAAUGAGUGAUGUCAACUCCAUUCAUUUCAAAUUCAUAAAUGCAAACGCAAUCUAACAGUAAGGGCGAUUUCUGUUGCAAGUGAAACUAAGAAUUUGGAGUUAGUCCAUACAGUAUAAAGCUGUAAACCCUUAUUUUUCUUUCUAAGCGAAUAAAAAAAAAAAAAAAAAAAAAAAAA
Molecule: messenger RNA, 2069 nt
Organism: Camellia sinensis
Lineage: Eukaryota; Viridiplantae; Streptophyta; Magnoliopsida; Ericales; Theaceae
Source: RefSeq, a predicted model, not a curated record